This is a messenger RNA of Egretta garzetta (little egret), 4534 nucleotides long. It is a transcript of the gene MAPT, whose product is annotated as microtubule associated protein tau. NCBI's taxonomy places the organism in Eukaryota, Metazoa, Chordata, Aves, Pelecaniformes, Ardeidae. Gene Ontology annotation, cellular component: neuron projection. Gene Ontology annotation, molecular function: microtubule binding. The transcript has 14 exons. Gene Ontology annotation, biological process: microtubule cytoskeleton organization; neuron projection development. Bases 134 to 2335 code for a protein of 733 amino acids. The record is from RefSeq and is a predicted model, not a curated record.
UGUAUGAAGUGCUGACUAGCUCCGUGCAGGUGCUGACUAUUUUAUUACCCUCCCACUGCAGAUCCUGGAUGUGGUGGGCUAAGAGCUGCUGGGACUGAAUUACCGUUGUGGUUUAAGGUAACCUUGCUGAGAGAUGGCGGAGCAGCGUCAGGACAUCACCAUGAUGGAGGAUCAUGCAGCUGGCCAGGAGAAGCACAUCCCAUCAGGCUAUCCCCUUCAGAUACCAGUCGAUGAUGGAUCGGAUGAGCCUGUUUCUGAAACAUCUGACGCUAAGAGCACCCCAACUACGGAAGAUGCCACAGCACCUUUAGUGGAGGAAGGAGACCACGAGGAUCAGGGUGGUGUUGAACAGCACGGGGAGAUCCCAGAAGGAACCACAGGUGAAGAGGCGGGGGUGGGAGCCACUCCCAACCUGGAGGACCAUGCUGCAGGAGAUGCCACUCAAGGGGAGCCAAGCUCUCCAAAGCUACAGCCUGGCACUCAGGAGCGUGUGGGAGAUGCAAUAAAAAGAGAAAGCCAGCCCACAAAGCAGGCAGCCGGGCUUCUUCAGCAGCCUCUUCUGUCACAUGAAGCAAAGGCUACAACAGUAGCUCCCACCAGAAUCGAGGUGACUAUCCCAAUACCUCUGGAUAUGUACCAAGACUCCAGAGGAUCUGAAGACAAGAAUGAGUUGUGGGAUCAUCGAGGCAGAGAAGGCAUUGGUGUGGAUCCAGCGCUGGGAACAGAGCUAGGUUGUGAUGUGCGCACUGCGGGGUUGGCAGGAGCAGCUGGCACAGGUGACUCCCAUAUUAAAGAUGGGCCAUCUCCUUUAUAUACCAGAGCUCCAUUAAAAGAAGAUGCCAGUGGUCAGGAAAGAGAUGAGGACCGUGAUAUUGAUGAAACUUCUGAACAGGAUUUGCUUUCCCUGGUGGGACACCAUGUUUCACCAGGACCUGGAAUGGACUUGUGUCCAGCAACAGCCAAGGAAGCUCUUGAAGAAAGUGCCUCUGAAGAAAAAAAGUCCAAAGAUGUCCUCAGAGACGUACCAAGAGAGGCACUUCUUGUUGAAACUGAAUUGCAUAAAGCAGGAGGGGACCAAGAGGAUAGGAGACAGCCAUUGAGCGGGGAAGAAGACACAGAUGUCACCCCAUCAGAGCCUUCUGAAAUCAUCUCCCAAAAAGAAGCAGAGCCCAGGGAGGAAGAAGAUUCUGCGCCCUUGCUAGAAACAGCCAAGCUCCCCAUUGCGUUAAAAGAUGAUGUGGAAGACAAAAAUGCUGCUUUGGAAGAGCCUGUGCCAGACAGAGGAGAACACCAGAUGCCCAAGAAGAAACCUUGUGCCCAUGUUGCAGAUAAAGCCGUCAGUCACGUCCCUCUCCUAAAAGGUCGUAUUAACAGCAAAGACAAGGAGGGCACUGAAGAUGAUGUAAAGAAACCGAAGAAAUCCUCACCUUCCACUGCCAAACCCCCAGGCGAUAGACCCUCCAUCCCUCCCCAACGACACACUUCCUCUAGCACAACCCCUUCAAAAACACCCUCCAGCCCUGCUUCCACCUCUAAAAGAGUCUCUUCUGUCACAUCCCGAUCUGCCAGUACAGGAAGGCACGAAACAAAAGCCAAGGGCCCAGAGAUGAGAGGUGGCACAAAGACGGCCACGCCACGGUCUGCAGGCGGGCAGGCUCAGAGGAACUCAACCAAUGCCACGCGCAUCCCAGCAAAGACGCCCACGGCCCCCAAGACACCUCCCAGCUCUGGCAGAAAGGAGCAGAAAAAACCACCUCCUGCAGCAGCAAAGUCUGAGAAAGGUGAGCAGCCAAAGUCUGGAGACAGAAGCGGUUACAGCAGUCCCGGCUCCCCCGGGACUCCAGGCAGCCGUUCCCGCACUCCCUCUCUGCCCACCCCACCAGCCAGGGAGCCCAAGAAGGUGGCAGUGGUUCGCACACCACCGAAAUCUCCUGCGUCUGCCAAGAGCCGCAUCCAGCCGUCAGCCGCACCCAUGCCUGAUCUGAAAAAUGUGAAGUCCAAAAUUGGCUCAACUGAAAACCUGAAGCACCAGCCCGGAGGUGGCAAGGUGCAGAUUAUUAAUAAGAAGCUGGACUUUAGCAGCGUUCAAUCCAAGUGUGGCUCAAAGGAUAAUAUCAAACACAUCCCGGGAGGAGGCAGUGUGCAGAUUGUUAAUAAGAAGUUGGACUUUAGCAGCGUUCAAUCCAGGUGUGGCUCAAAGGAUAAUAUCAAACACAUCCCGGGAGGAGGCAGUAGUGUGGGUCCAGGAAAGAUGACGGACCAAGGAAGGAGCCAUCACCGAGACCCCAAAUGGUGCGACCCAGAGUCUGCGGUUGGCUGGUCUGCAGCCAUCUGAGGAAGCUAUCUGGUGCCCCUCAGAUGUUGCUGAUGGAUUUUCUUUGCACUGUCUUUGAUCUCUGAGGACGCCCUCCCUGAGAAACUGAGCAUUGCAGGGGCUUGGCACGUAAGCACUGGGACAUAACUGGGUUUGCAACCUCCGUCUUAAAUUUGAUGUCAUUCUGCAUUUAUUUAAUGGGUCAGAGGAGCUGCUUUGCGGAGGUCAGACCUCUCUGAAGCAGGUUCCGUGCUUGUUCUGCUCUUUCUUACCCCAGGGUCCUGCACGGGCUGGACUGCCUGGUGUGUGGAGGACCACUUGUUAUACCAGGAGUUAGUGUUCGUCACGAAUCAUCUGUGCUGUGGCUGGUAAUUAGCUUCAGCACAGGGUGGUGAGCUCAUCCUUCCUCCACCAGGAGUUCACACCAUGGUCAAGCGUUUGCAGCUGCAAGUGGCUGCAGAAUUGUCUGGAUUUUUGGCUGGAGGUUGUAAUCCCUCCCCAGGCUCUGCCAGCAGUGAAAAUCAUGUGAUCGCUGCCGGCUGUGUUGACACAGAAAGCAGCAGCUUAGCUCUGGGUGCGGGUGCUCAGAGCAAAGCCAUGCGCUGACGUGGCCAGAGCGUGGCCGCACAGGCUGUCCUGGUGGCAGAGCUGUGCCGUGGAGCUCCUCCCAUAAGUAGGGCAACAAGAGACCACCGGGGUGUGAUGGCUGUCAUGUCUUAAUCCUCCAUGAUGCUGUCAGCAGUGACUGCCUGCCCAGCCAUUGCUGCUUCAAGAGGAGUGAACGUUGCUGCAGUAGCCUGGGAUUGGCACCUCUUUGUUAAGCCAGGCGAUGCGUUAGAUGAAAGUUGACCUAAGCAUUGCUGAUGCUGAGAGGUGGGAUCCCCAGGUCUCUGGCACCGGUUUCCCAGGCAAGCAACUCUGACCCUUUUCCUUUCUUGCUAAAAUGGGGAGGACCCUUCUCUGUUCCCUGGCAGGAUGGUAAGGGUUAAUCAAGGCCUGUCUGUAAAAAAAGGGAUCUGGAAUGAGAGCAGAAAGUGUUUCAGUUGCUGAUUGCUUGCUCUGGAAACGGGAGGGCUUUCAGUCCCGGGUCCCACUGGUGCCCAAAUUGCUCAUAGCCCUUUCGGGGGUCACAGCUGGGAUUAGCAAGGCGCCAGCUGUCCGUUUGGGGUCUGCUUCCUGCCUUCCGACUGCUGCCCAGUGCAUUAAACGUGUGAUCCUUCCCCAGUGCUGUCGUCAUGUCUGUGUCUGCGAUGUGCUCCCAGACCCUAGGAUUGCUUCUCUCUCCUCACUCUGUCUUUACUCUCUGUCAAAUGUGCCUUUUGGUAUGCGUGAGCAUCGGAGACAAGGCAGGCCCGUGUGCAGGACGCUUGGGCUCUGGGAUGGAGGGAGGGUGGCACCAAGUCUCUGUUCCCCCCCUCCUUUUCCUGGCUGCAUGAUGGAGGGGGGGGUGUUAUUUCUCACUCGUGUGCACAACCAUGGUCCAACACCAGCUCUGAGGGUGAUGGGGCUGGUGGAUGUGGGGCCAAUGUGAAGGAACUGAAGGAUGGACCUUCACCCUAGGGUGGUCAGGUUGAUGAAGAGCAGUGGCUACGGUAAAUCCUUUGUGCUGGCCUUUGGCCACGUUGGUCCAGAGGCUGCCUGGCUGCUUGGAGGAGUCGGCUCCUCUGCAAAGGUCCCUUUGGUGCCGGCACAUCCUUCCUCAGAUUUGUGAGAGCGGCACGCCUGCCGUGGUGCUUGGUGAAAGCACAGAGAUAAGCGUAUGCUUGCCUUGAAAUCCAGGCUAUAACUGAGUGCCAGACUCUUCCCAGUGAGUAGGAACCAACCCUGAGGUGCUGAUGAUCCAAUUUCUCCUGCACAGCCCCACUAACUACAGCAAUAGCUGAUUCACACAGGGCUGUGAGCCCCAAACCAGGGUCCAAGUUAACUUCUGGGGGUAUGGGGAUGCUUUCUCACCCCCUUGUCUCCUGCUCCUGCUGUAGCUGGUGUGUAUGUGCUGUGGCUUGCUGUCCCUGACACGCCUGAUGGUCCCAGACCUCUCCAGUCGUUGGUGUGUAACUGCUAACGUCACCCCAAACAGCUCCACAUUAACUGUUCCUUGUGUGUGCGUCUCGUGUAACCCGGUCGUCCGUGCGCAAGAGGCCGCCGGCCCCGCGCCCAGGCCUGCCACAGCGUGGUGGCUCGGCUCUGAAUGGGGCGGGCUACGUGGGAUGGGGGCCCCGG